AACAUUUUAUAUAAGUUAACAUUUAUUGUGUUUUCAUUUAAUUUAAUUCGUAUUUAAUAAGAAAAAUAUUGCCAAUUAUUUAUGUGAUACUUAAGUAUUUAAAUUCAAAUUCGUGUAAAAAUUGUCUGAACAUCAAAAACGUACAAUCAAUUUCAACGUAUGGUAAACAAAAUUUAAGAAAAUGAUGGCAAAGCAUUAGCGUAAUAAUGAAAGUAUAUUUUUUGUUUGAAUGUGCUCGCAAUCUUUUUAAAGAUUCUGGAAACUUGCUCGCGAAGAUGGUUGUAUGUAAAAAAAUAAGAAGAAAAUAAUGAAUUACGUUUCCUAGGUUAUAAAACAACAAACAACUUGUGAGCAAAGACAUGGAGAAUCAAAUCCAUUCUGAAUUAAUUAUGAAAGAAGAGGAAGAUGAAGAAGAACAAGAAUCUAACAAUAGUACAACUGAAACUAAGAAUAUUGGACGCGACGGAGUAGAAUCAACAAUUGGUAUUAGACCAAGGCCUUUAAUUUGUAAGCCAGAGAAUGUUAAUAUAGGAUGUAAAUCUGAGCCUAUAGAAAAUAAAUGGCAAUGGGCUCCAGGAGCAUGGCAAGAUGCUACAAGAAUGAGUGCAUUUCAACCGUAUAAGCCUCCUACUUUGCUCACAAAUUUACAACGAGGUAACACACAAACAGAAAUACCUCAACUUUAUGGUGGUAGUGAUAUUACAUUUCACACAUUAGCUGGUCAAGAUACUGUAGAUACACCUGAUGAGAAGGGUUUAACUGGUCUCAUGUGGGCUGCCGGAUAUGGCCAGUUGGGCAGUGCAAGGCAAUUACUUAAAGCUGGUGCUAAUAAAAAUUACCGUGGACUCAAUGGAGAAACACCUUUGCAUUUGGCAGCUGCUUAUGGACAUCAUGAUGUUGUAAAAUUGUUGUUAAACCAUGGCGCAGAUUCGAAUGCAAGCGACGAGGAAGGUAAUACGCCAUUGAUAUAUGGAGCACAUGGUGAUCAUCCCCAUGUUUGCUAUGAAUUAUUAUCAAGAGGAGCUGAUGUUACGCGUCGUAACAUGUAUGAUAUAAGCGCUUAUCAUGCAGCAGUAUUAAAUAAUUCAUUAACUGCGAAAGCAGUUAUUGAAAAUUAUCUAUUACAACAAGUGAUAAAUGUACCACCUGACAUAUUGCAAUAACAUUUCAAUAAACAUGUUUUAUUUUCA
This is a messenger RNA of Colletes gigas, 1190 nucleotides long. Its product is annotated as DNA-binding protein RFXANK-like. Gene Ontology annotation, molecular function: protein binding. The transcript has 6 exons. The record is from RefSeq and is a predicted model, not a curated record. Bases 360 to 1163 code for a protein of 267 amino acids. NCBI's taxonomy places the organism in Eukaryota, Metazoa, Arthropoda, Insecta, Hymenoptera, Colletidae.